AUGCAGGUGAAUCCCAUGUCGCGCCAGACAUCAUCGCCGCUUCCUGCCGAUCUCGCAUCACUACCCAGCGACUUCCUCGACCACCUCCUCCUCAUCACCCAGACGCUCGUCAACUCAAAACCACCGCCCGCCGUCCGUCGUGCCAUGUCGCGCGACCCAACACGGGUUGACAAACAAUCACAGAGUACGUGCAUUCGUCGACCUUGCGGCCUGCAGCCAUACCCUCUUAGAUCUCACGUGAUACUGACGCUCUCUCCAUAUCUCUUCUUUGCAGACGGCGACACAAGCCGAAAGGACAUUGCGGACGAUGUCGCCUCCAUCGACCUUGACAGCCCAACGCACGAAGUGGAAGGCACCGUCAGCUUGCCCUUGCCCCAAUUCAACUCGGAACACAGCGACGAGCGCACCAGAACCAUCGAGGAAAACCUCAGCAAGCUUGCAGAGCGCCUUUGGCGAGCCGAAGAUCAUCUCGAGGUGGUCGCCCGCAGCCAGGAGAUCGUACGCACGCCAGGUGCCGAGGAGGAGCCUUCAGCCGCGUCCCACGCUCGUAAUCUCUUCUUUGGCAAGCCUUUCCCCUAUCCACUCUCGCACGCACAACCGCAGAGCUCAACGUAUCCGCUCAGCUACCCGCUCGGCAUGGGUCUCAACGGCCCCGUUCUGCUCGGCGGCCAGCAUUCCCGCAGCGACGACCCCAUCGCCUCGUUCGAACGCUACAACGAUGAGAGCGGCCUUUCGGCGCAGGAAGAGUUGCGUCUGCUCAAGGCACAAGUCCAGGAUAUCGCACGCGUCUGCAAGGCUGUCGCCUUCGGAGAUCUCACUCAGCACAUCACCGUUCCCGUACAAGGUCACGUCAUGGUCGAACUCAAGGAUAUCAUCAAUCAGAUGGUCGACCGUCUCUCGCAUUUCGCCGCCGAGGUCACCCGCGUCUCGCUCGAAGUAGGAACCCAAGGAAAGCUCGGUGGUCAGGCCGAGGUGCACGGCGUAGAAGGUACCUGGAAGGAACUCAAGGACGUCGUCAACCGACUUGCUGCCAAUCUUACCAACCAGGUACGAGGUGUUGCUCUCGUCACCAAGGCCGUCGCCCGCGGCGAUCUGUCGCAAAAGAUCGAAGUCGAAGCCGACGGUGAGAUCCUCGAACUCAAGGUCACCAUCAACGUCAUGGUGGAUCAACUCCGCCACUUCUCCACCGAAGUCACCCGUGUCUCGCGCGAGGUCGGCAGCAAGGGUCAGCUCGGCGGUCAGGCCAACGUCCCCGGCGUGCAAGGUGUGUGGAAGGAGCUCACCGACAACGUCAAUCGGAUGUGUUCCAACCUCACAGGUCAAGUGCGUUCCAUCGGUGUUGUCACCACCGCCGUCGCAAAGGGAGACCUCACCAAGACGAUCGACAUCGACGCAGAAGGAGAGAUGGCGCAGCUAAAGGACACCGUCAAUUCCAUGGUGGGCCAGUUGCGUAUCUUCGCCAGCGAAGUCAUCCGCAUGUCGAUGGAAGUAGGAACGUACGGCAAGCUCGGCGGUCAAGCGCACGUGCCCAACGUCGAAGGCACGUGGAAGGAUCUCACCGAGAACGUCAACAAGAUGGCCGACAACCUCACUUCGCAGGUGCGAGAGAUCGCGCGCGUCACUAAGUGCGUAGCUGAAGGUGUGCUUACCGAGUUCAUCAACGUCGACGUCAAGGGUGAGAUUCUCGACCUCAAGUUGACUGUCAACAACAUGGUUCGUCAACUCAAGACCCUCUCGGACGAGAUCAUCCGUGUCUCCGUCGAGGUAGGCACCGAAGGUCGUCUCGGUGGACAGGCCAAGGUCAACGAUGUCAAGGGUCAGUGGCAAGUGCUGACCGAACGAGUCAACGGGAUGGCCAGCAACUUGACCACACAGGUGCGCUCCAUCGCCACGGUCACUACGGCGGUCGCGCGUGGUGACCUCAGCAAGACCAUCAACGUCGAGGUUCGCGGCGAGUUCCUCGACCUCAAGCUCACCGUCAACAACAUGGUGGAAUCGUUGCGCACCUUCUCGUUCGAGGUGACCCGAGUGGCCAAGGAGGUCGGCACCGAAGGCAAGCUCGGCGGUCGUGCAACAGUGCUCGGCGUCGGUGGCACGUGGAAGGAUCUCACCGAUUCGGUCAACACGAUGGCGGCCAACUUGACGCUCCAGGUGCGAGCCAUCGCCCAUGCCACCACAGCCGUGGCACGCGGUGACCUCACACAGAAGGUCACCAUCCCCGUCUCGGGAGAGAUGCUCGACCUUGUCAACACGAUCAACAACAUGAUUGACCAGCUCAGCUUCUUCGCCUCCGAGGUGACGCGUGUCGCUCGCGAGGUAGGUACCGAGGGUAAGCUCGGUGUGCAGGCGCAGAAGAAGGAUAUCGAAGGCACCUGGGGCGAGAUCACCGACAACGUCAACAUCAUGGCCAACAACCUCACCUCGCAGGUACGCGCCUUUGCCCAGAUCACGGCCGCUGCCACCGACGGUGACUUUACACGCUUCGUCACCGUCGAGGCGUCCGGUGAGAUGGACUCACUCAAGACCAAGAUCAACCAGAUGGUGUACAGUUUGCGCGACAGUAUCCAGAAGAACACAGCGGCCAGGGAAGCAGCUGAGCUGGCCAACAGGUCCAAGUCCGAAUUCUUGGCCAACAUGUCGCACGAGAUCCGAACGCCCAUGAACGGUAUCAUCGGUAUGACGGCGUUGACGCUCGAGACCGAGCUGUCGCGAUCGCAGCGUGAAAACCUCGUCACAGUUUCGACGCUGGCGGGCAACCUGCUGGCCAUCAUCGACGACAUCCUCGAUAUCUCCAAGAUCGAGGCGGGUCGCAUGAAUGUCGAAGAGAUCCCCUUCUCGCUGCGAGGCAUCGUCUUCAGCGUUCUCAAGACGUUGUCGGUGCGAGCGACGCAAAAGAAGCUCAACCUCAUGUACGAGGUGGCUCCGGACUGUCCAGAUCCGUUGAUCGGAGAUGCACUCCGUCUCAAGCAGAUCAUCACCAACCUGAUCGGUAAUGCCGUCAAGUUUACCGAUGCAGGUGGACGAGUCGCGCUCAAGUGCAAGCUCUCCAAGAUGGUGGGUACCGAUCAGGCCAUGCUCGAGUUUUGCGCGUCAGAUUCCGGUAUCGGCAUCAAGCAGGACAAGCUGGACGUCAUCUUUGACACCUUCUGCCAGGCCGACGGCUCGACUACGCGAAAGUACGGAGGUACAGGUCUUGGAUUGUCGAUUUCAAGACGACUCGUCAACCUCAUGGGAGGUGAUCUGUGGGUGCGAAGCAACUACGGCAAGGGUUCCGACUUCUUCUUCACCAUGGUGGUCAAGCUGGAUCAGAUCUCGCCGGACCAAGUCAAGGAGAAGAUCCGCCCCUACGCUGGCCGCAACAUCUUCUACCUGGACACACUACACGACGAGACGGGUGUGCAAGCCAUGCUCGAGGACCUUGGUCUGAAACCCUUCACGGUACACAGCGUCGACGAGGCAUCCCAUCGCAAGCGUGGCAUGCCUCGCAUCGACGCCAUCAUUGCCGAUUCGCUCGCUGUGGUCGAAGACCUGCGCAAUGUCGAACAUCUUCGCUACAUCCCCAUCAACCUCGUCUCUCCCGCUCAACUCACGCUCAACCUCACCUACUGCCUGGAUCACGGUAUCAGCUCCUACAUCAACACGCCCACUUCGGUCGCCGAUCUGUACUACGCGCUACUACCAUCGCUCGAGUCUUCCGCAGCUACGCCGACGGAAGGAUCCAACGAGGUGACGUACGACAUCCUGCUUGCCGAAGACAACGUGGUCAACCAGAAGCUCGCCUGCAAGAUCCUCACCAACCAAGGACACAAGGUCGACAUUGUGGACAACGGACACUUGGCGGUGAUGGCGGUCAAGAAGAGAGGGUACGACGUGAUCCUCAUGGACGUCAGUAUGCCUGUCAUGGGUGGUAUUGAAGCGACCAUGGCGAUAAGAGAGUUUGAAAAGACGCUGGGCGAUGAUCAGGUGCCGAUCGUUGCGUUGACAGCACACGCCAUGUUGGGCGACAAGGAGAAGUGUCUGCAGGCGGGGAUGAGCGCAUACGUGAGCAAGCCGAUCAGGAGGGUGGAGCUGAUCAGUACGUUGCAUUCACUGCUGAGUCAGAAGAAGAGUGUUGGGGGGAGAGCGUGA
Pseudozyma hubeiensis SY62 is the source of this 4128-nucleotide messenger RNA. Its product is annotated as protein kinase. Gene Ontology annotation, molecular function: phosphorelay sensor kinase activity. Gene Ontology annotation, biological process: phosphorelay signal transduction system; phosphorylation; cellular hyperosmotic response. NCBI's taxonomy places the organism in Eukaryota, Fungi, Basidiomycota, Ustilaginomycetes, Ustilaginales, Ustilaginaceae. Gene Ontology annotation, cellular component: membrane. The transcript has a single exon. The record is from RefSeq and is a predicted model, not a curated record. Bases 1 to 4128 code for a protein of 1375 amino acids.